Molecule: messenger RNA, 504 nt
Organism: Synchytrium microbalum
Lineage: Eukaryota; Fungi; Chytridiomycota; Chytridiomycetes; Synchytriales; Synchytriaceae
Exons: 4
Coding region: 1-504 (167 amino acids)
Source: RefSeq, a predicted model, not a curated record
AUGGACGGGCUCGAGGAUGUCGACAAGGCGUGGCUUCUGAAGACAGUUAACCUGGAAGUGGAACGACUAAGACGCUCUGGAACGAAGCCUAUACUAUUAUCGACCAAGAACUUUGUCAUGACUGUCGAGGAAGGAACUCCAUCGCGGAUCGUAAACAAGAUUGAACUCGAUACUGGUUUUGAUUUUGACAAGAUCACUCAAAUUUUGGUGUCGGAUCCAAUACCGUAUCCCGGGGACACGUCAUGGGAAUACGCGAACGUGUUGCUCAUCACCACAAAUGCACAGUUUCCAAUGAUACUGCCAUACCUGUAUCGACCAUCUAUGAUAACCGAUGUUUCAGACUCAUCAUCGUCUGAACCAACAACAGCAGAAGUGUCUAAAAAGAAGAAACGUGGCAAGGCUGAUAGGCCUACUAUACUGAGAAACUCACUGACGGAUUGGAUAUUCGUCAAUAAUAGUGGCAAGCAGUCUCGACACGUCGUCCACGAAUUCGUCAGUCAGUAA